AUGGCGCAUGAGCUCCAGGGACGAAAACACAUAUCCCAAACAUCAAAAUUGUCACCUGCUUUUUGUAGAAUGGCUCUCGAAAAUGACUCGAUAGCCGGGACCACAAUUGAGCUUCUGGAAGCUCGCCUCCAACGACUCACCUACCUCCUCACAGGCGACACAAGCUGGACGGGCACUCCCACCGCGCCCGCCAAACCCGCCUCCCUCGACGACACGGUCUCGCGGCGCCUCCUCCGUCUAGAAAAAGAUCUUGAGAAUCUCAGCAGGACUAUCCCCGCUGUACGAGAUGUUCUACAGCUCCAUGAUCGCUUCCCCGACCUCUUCCGUCCUACACCUUCGCAAUCCGUCCCGGAGAACCUGACAAUGCAGAACCUCGCCUCGAUUGUCCUCUCGUACGCUUCCGCAUUCCCGGAGACCGCGUCCAGACUCACUUCGUUAAAUGACCUGCCUGUCCCGGACGCCCAAGCGUCGGCGUCUCUCGUCCAGCUGCAGCCGCGUCUGGAUCAAUUGGCUCGUACCCAGGAGGAACAGGCGAGGGAGAUAUCUGAGCUCCGCGUCCGGACAGCGCGGGUGUUGCAGCGCUGGUAUGAGGUUGGGCUGGUGGGGAGCGGCGAGUGCUGGGCUGAAUGGGAGGGACGGCUGGAGGAUGUGGAGCGGGAGGUGAAAAGGGAGGAGGUGGUGAGGGAGAGAAGAGCGAGAGAGAUUUGA
This is a messenger RNA of Aspergillus fumigatus Af293, 708 nucleotides long. Its product is annotated as putative nuclear distribution protein RO10. The transcript has 2 exons. The coding region runs from base 1 to 708 and encodes 235 amino acids. NCBI's taxonomy places the organism in Eukaryota, Fungi, Ascomycota, Eurotiomycetes, Eurotiales, Aspergillaceae. Gene Ontology annotation, biological process: cytoskeleton-dependent cytokinesis; protein deubiquitination. The record is from RefSeq and is a predicted model, not a curated record. Gene Ontology annotation, cellular component: cytosol; dynactin complex; nucleus.